Messenger RNA from Hyalella azteca, 1265 nucleotides. RefSeq lists its product as uncharacterized. The record is from RefSeq and is a predicted model, not a curated record. NCBI's taxonomy places the organism in Eukaryota, Metazoa, Arthropoda, Malacostraca, Amphipoda, Hyalellidae.
AUAUUCCGAUAUCUGUCUGGCCUGGCAGUGAGUCAACUGCUGGCGUGCGUGUCCCUCAUCCCAAGCAUCCUGCACAUAGACAGGGACGCCCUCACGUACGCGUGGGCGUUUUAUUACGCACACUUUGAAAUUUUGAUCGUAAACACGCCCACUGCGAGCUGCGUAUACAUUCUGGUCGGUCUAUCCGUCGACCGAUACGUGGCGGCGUGUCGGCCUAGCACCUUCCGCAAGGUAUCCACGCCGAAGAUGGCUACAGUUCGAAUCACAUUAUCAUUGAUUCUGCCACUUCUUUUUUACGUACCUCACUGCUUCUUGGCAGAAGCUGUCUGCAACAAACAAGGGACAGGGUGGAAUAUUAAGUCAAAUGGGACGGAAGAGUUGGUAGCGUGGCAAGUGUGGGCUUGGAUUGUGGAGUUAUGUCAUCGACUUCUUCCUUCACUAUUCAUCGUAAUCUUCAACGCAAAAGUUAUCCUCAAAGUCCGCAAGGUAAAUAAACAAUUUCGUGAUAAGAAUUCAGUAAACAGACAACCAUUAAGAGACUCUAAGUUGAGUAAAAAAUUUAGCUUGGAGCCAUCACACGAACCUAUUCAAGAAAAACCAGGAAACCAAGAUGGCAUCCGUGAACCACCAGACAACCAAUAUGGCGUCGAAGAUCGAACACGUCAUUUGUUAGCUGGUAAGGACACCGCAGUGAUCGUCAAGGCUCAAGUUGAGGAACAUAAAAUUCCUUCUAAGGAUACUCUACGCUAUUCUUCAAAGGACAGCAUCAGGAACGUCAAGGGCCACCAGAAACGAGACCAAUUAGAGAAAAAAUUAUCGAACUUGCUCCUCGCCAUCAUCGUUGUCUUCCUCGUCACGACCUUGCCGGCCGCACUGCUGGCCCUUUCCGACAACAGCGACUCCGACUUCGAGUCUUUCGGUUAUGAGAUUUUUCGUGGUGUGGCCAAUAUGACAGAGCUCGUUGGUUUCUCAGCGAAUUUCGUCCUCUACUUCAUCUUCGUGAGCGAAUUUCAAGAUUGGCUGCAGGCGGCAUGCAUUGGCAGAGCUCGUCGGCGGCUCCAUCUGUCGGAGCCAAAGCCACCUGAGGCGAACGAAGAUGAACGUCUGGCUUUCAGUACUGUAAUGCAUUGAAUUAUUAUAGCAUUAAUUAUUAGUUUUUACGAAAAAAAUCUUCAUUAAUCAUGUACGAAAUGCGGCUGAUAUAUAAUUAUCUUGGAAUGGAAAGUUGAAAAUAAAUUCACGCACGUGAAGGACUGUACAAAUAU